Molecule: messenger RNA, 1528 nt
Organism: Spizellomyces punctatus DAOM BR117
Lineage: Eukaryota; Fungi; Chytridiomycota; Chytridiomycetes; Spizellomycetales; Spizellomycetaceae
Exons: 9
Coding region: 408-1319 (303 amino acids)
Source: RefSeq, a predicted model, not a curated record
ACGCGAAAUGUUGGCGGGUAGACAGCCAGAACGGAGAAUUUCCGUGCUGCUAAAAACGGCCGUGAUGAUACUAUAGUACCUUACAACGCCUCCCAGUUCCCUCGAUCAUUUUUAUUUGAGCAUGCGAUUAGUCACUACGCUGUUCUCAGAAGAGCAGACUGGACUUGCAUUGUUUCCGAAUGACCCGCCAAUUUACCGCGAACCUUGGAAACCUACAUAGUGAAGAUCCUCAAUGGGAUAUUCUUUCACUUGUGAGAUUUGAUAGGGCCUCUGUCUAAGACUAAUUGCCACCAAACAACUCUACUCUCCGUUGUCACCUCCUCCUCUGCUGGUACCAUCUGCUGCCGAUCUGAGGCAUAAGGAUACCGAAGCAUUGGUUCACUCUUCGUCGUGAAGCAACACCGCCAAUGGCCGACAAGGAUAAGCCGGCCCCGGCAAACCCGAAACUGCCCAACCUUUCUAAUGGCAGGAACGCGGCAUGGAGCAGCUCAUCCGAGUCAGAAAAGCCGAAAGAGAUCCCAAUUGCCGCACGGCUCAAAGGGCCAGGUCCAGCAGCUUACAAAUUGCCUUCUACAAUUGGAAUUAAUGCAAAAACCAUGAAGCGGGCCCCUGCUUACUCCUUCGGGAUCAAGCUGCGUUACGAACAACCGAAUCCUCAUGAGACGCCUGGGCCCAAUGUUUUCUUUCCGCAAACCACACGAGUUGGGCGAUCUCAAGGUCCUGCUUUCUCAUUGCAAGGAGGAUACAAAAAAGCGCGUAAAGAUGGUAUGGAUAAUCUUACCGAUGCAGAUACUCCCGGUCCCGGCAAAUAUAAUCCCGCGUACAUACCCUCGCGAGAACCCAAGGCGCCCGCAUAUAGCAUCGGAGGUCGCCGUCCGACAGAACGGCCGAAUGACAACCCAGGACCAGCCGAGUAUGCCGUCGCACCUACAUUGGGCGUUCAUCCAGCAAUUACAAUUCGGGCGGCCGCCGCAUACACUAUUAAACCACCUCGACCGGUGAAGCUUGAGUCUGUAUCCCCUGGACCUGCAGCAUAUUCUCCACUUGACCCCUCAAAAAUCAAAACUGCUGCACCUGCGUACUCACUUGGAUCGAGACCCCGUGGAGACUCGGACGGUCCUUUUGGUGGAGCGGGAGAAAUCCUUGAAGGUCAAACGGCCGCAGGCAACGCUCUUCAUACUGUGACUCCCGGCCCUGGACAAUACACUCCUGAUGUCAAAUUCAGCAAGAGCGCCAAGCCACAGUUCUCCUUCAGGUGCAAGCAUUCCGAAUAUGAGCUCUUCGUACCAGACACAGUCGAUGGCGAGUAUAUCUUUUAGGGAUGAUGGGAAUGUACUUGGAUGUAGCUAGCCCCUUUCCUGGAAAAUGUAUCCAAGAUCUUCAAUCUUCGUAACUUAUCCUCAGGCAGUAAACUCAAGUCUAUAACCAGCGGAGGGGUCCGUGUUGAUCCAAGAUUAAGGUGCUAGCCCAAACAGAACCAUAGCAAAUAGAUGACACUCAAAUCCUAUAUAUAGCCAAGAAAUGCCAA